Messenger RNA from Acanthochromis polyacanthus (spiny chromis), 1705 nucleotides. It is a transcript of the gene adad1, whose product is annotated as adenosine deaminase domain containing 1 (testis-specific). Gene Ontology annotation, biological process: adenosine to inosine editing; RNA processing. The transcript has 12 exons. Gene Ontology annotation, cellular component: nucleolus; cytoplasm. The record is from RefSeq and is a predicted model, not a curated record. The coding region runs from base 7 to 1668 and encodes 553 amino acids. NCBI's taxonomy places the organism in Eukaryota, Metazoa, Chordata, Actinopteri, Pomacentridae. Gene Ontology annotation, molecular function: double-stranded RNA adenosine deaminase activity; tRNA-specific adenosine deaminase activity; double-stranded RNA binding.
GGCAGUAUGUUUUCGGAUGGUAGAUCGUUUCGAGGUUCCAGGGGAGCCUGUUUUGCAGUGGUUAUGAAGAAUUUGCCUGCGGAAUCAGGACUGAUGCAAUCAUACGAGACACCAUCUACCUUGAAUAAUCCUGGAAAAUAUGUGUGCCCCGCUUGCAGAUCAAAAAUCCCACCUGAUAUCCUGAUUGCAAAAUACAGAAAUGGUGAGACAAACGCUGUUUCUCUGCUCCAUCAGCUUGCACAUGUUUUGCAAUUCCAGUUGGAAUUUAAGGAGACUGUAACCACAGGCAAUGUGCCAUGCUUGUAUUUUGCCUUCUGUGUGGUGAUUGACGGGGUCGAGUACAAGACUGGCAUGGGAAUACGCAAGAAGGAGGCUCGGCUCAGAGCAGCAGAGCUUGCUCUGGACGAGCUGCUGCCCACCUUGGAAAGCCUGAAGUCUGCCCUCCCUGAAGCAUCAGCUCUUCCUCCACCUCUGCCAGUGAAAGACAAGCCUUCCAUCUCUGAAGUUCGUCCUUGUAGAGCCAUUCACGAAAGGAAGAAUUCUGCAAACCUCCAGAUUCCAUGUGCUGUCAGGGAUCAGCUCACUAAACUCAUGAACAGCCACCCGGAGUUCUCCAGCUGUGCAGGCACCACUGUAGCUUUCGUUGUUCAGACUUCCAACGGAUUUGAGGUAGUUGCUCUUGGUACUGGGAACUUCAAUACCAAAGAGAGUGUCUCAUCAAAUGGACGGAUUGUGCACGAUUCACAUGCAGUUGUCACCGCAAGGAGAUCUCUAAUGAGGUUUCUGUACCGGCACCUGCUGAUGUUUUUCAGCAAAAAUGCCAGCAUGACAGAAAAGUCGAUCUUCCAGCAGAACAGCAGCAGCAGCAGCCUCCUCAGCCUAAAGAACGACAUCUCCCUUCACCUUUAUGUGAACCAACUACCAAAGGGUGCUGCUCAGAUCCCUCCCCAGCUGCGCUUUAACCCACUCUCCAUUUCGGCAUUGCAAGUCAACAAUGAGAUCGGUCUGCACCUUUCAGUGGAGGGCAAGGUGUUCUCUGUUUUCUCGUCGGCCCUUGAUCACUGUGGCUCCAAAGUGGUCAGCAUGUCCACCACUGAUAAGAUCACUCAGUGGCAGGUGUUGGGAUACCAGGGAGCCUUGCUCAGCCACUUUAUUGAGCCUGUCUACGUCCAAAGCAUUCUCAUAGGUGACUCGGACUGCAGGGAGAUCCGUGGUAUGGAGAUUUCUGUGAGCCAGCGUGUGGAAGGGAUCACGUCUCAGCUGCCUAUGUUCUACUGCAUGAUGAGGCCUCACAUCAGCCUGGUACCUUCCGUGGCCACUAACAGCCCAGGCAGUAGUCAGUUGACCUACAGUGUCAACUGGAGCGAAGGAGACAGCUCCCUGGAGGUUGUGGAUGGUCUGGAGGGCAAGACCAUAGAUGAAUCCCCGUUUAAGAGCGGCACUGCUCUGGCCAGCCGCCUGUGCAAAGCAGCGAUGCUGCACCGCUUCAACUUGGUGGCCAAAGAGGCUCAACGGCAGGACCUGUUGGCCACAAGCUCCUACAGAGAGGCCAAGAGGAUGGCAAAACCGUACCAGGAGGCCAAGAAUGUGCUGCGGGCAUACUUGUUGCAGCAGGGCUUUGGUUCCUGGCUGGACAAGGUCUGGGUUCGUGAUAACUUCAGCAUGUGAACAACACCUCGUAACUGAGGAAAAAAAACAAGAGUUA